AUGGCUGAAACUCAUCUACCAGAACAAAUUACUCCAAAAGAAGAAACAAAAGAAUCCCUUUGUGAACCGACAAAAUUCAAACGGUUCACAGAGCAAUAUACUAGUUUUACGCCCGAACUAAAGUAUCUUAACGAGUUGGACGACAUUUUCCUCACCUUGAGGACAGACACAGCACAAACUAUGGAAAAGGCAAAGUCACAGUAUACUGAAGCCUUUUUUUCUAAGCUAAAACCAAGUAAUCAAGGGAUUGUAAAAGAAAAUAAUGCAACUCUAAUCAAUAAUGGAAAAGAGAAAAAAACGGCGACGAAAGUUAAGAUUCCGUUUUCAGAGGAUCGUCUCGCCGAGUUAACAAAAAACUCGAAAUACUGCACACUUCGAUUAAAAGCUCUAAAUCGCAAAGCUCAUCUUGAUAAAGCGGCUGAUAAAGAAGCUGUUCUUGAAGCUCGCGAAAAGAAUUUUCUCAAAGACUAA
Molecule: messenger RNA, 471 nt
Organism: Ambispora gerdemannii
Lineage: Eukaryota; Fungi; Glomeromycota; Glomeromycetes; Archaeosporales; Ambisporaceae
Source: the annotation of a GenBank genome assembly